UCAAGAUAAGUAAAAUCAAAACAAACCUCUGCUGAUAUGUGAUAACUAUUUGUAAUUUGUAUCAAUAGAUGAUAUUGGUUGCGUUAUAUUUUUUAUUUAUUUUUCUUUACUAAUAACGUCACUUAUUCUUAAUAAACAGUUACGACAAGAUAACAGCCAAGGUCAUGUUAAUGUAGCUCUGUUGCUAAUGCACAUACAUCUGUGAAAACGAAUUAACAAAUAGUUUGUUUAGUUACCGACGAUAUGUCGCUAAAAGCCGUUUUACUAAAAAAUUUACUAAGGCAAAGUAGGCUUAGCAGCUACACACCCAUAGUAAUUAAUUACCAUAGAGAUUAUAGAUACAACAACACUGGCAAAGAAAAGAAGCAUAACAGAAAUGCUAUAUACGCUCUGUUGGGGUCUGUUAUUGUUGGAUCAGCAGCAAAUAUAAAACAGAAGGAAAGUAAAAACAGAGAGAAAGUAGAAGCUGGUGCCAAAAAACAAGGCUUACCCACUUAUACUGCAGAGGAAGUCAGCAAACAUGAUAACAAGAAAAGUUUUUGGGUGACAUACAAGUAUGGAGUAUAUGAUGUGACAUCAUUCCUGCCCUCCCACCCUGGGGGAGAGCAGAUCUAUAAUGCAGCAGGACUUAGCAUAGAACCAUUCUGGAAUGUCUAUGGCAUGCAUAAGACUGAGGAAGUGUAUAAACUUCUUGAGAGCUAUAGGAUAGGUAACCUCCACGACGACGACGUGGUCGAUCACAGCGACGACGAGCUGUGGGCGAGGGAACCGCACCGGGACCCGCGACUGUUGGUGAUGACAGCAAAACCGUUCAACGCCGAGAUACCGCCCCACUUACAGGUCCAGAACUUUGACACUCCUAACGAGCUGUUCUACGUGCGCCAACACAUGCCGGUGCCGGAGCUGGACGCCAAGGAGCACAGGCUGCGCGUGGUGCUGGUGGGAGACACCACCACCGUGAAGGAGUUCAGCCUGGAGGAGCUGCAGCAGUUCCCCGCCGCGCGCCUCAGCGCCGCGCUCAUGUGCGCGGGCAACAGGCGCAGCGAGAUGAACAAGGUGAAGCCAGUGAAGGGCCUGAGCUGGACCACCGGCGCCAUCAGCAACGCGCAGUGGGGCGGCGUGUACCUGCGCGACGUGCUGGCGCACUGCGGCCUCGACUUCGCCGCCGUGGAGGGGAAGCACGUCAUAUUCACGGGGUCGGACAUAGACGCGACGGGGGUGAACUUCUCCACCUCGAUCCCUCUGUACAUGGCGCUGGACCCCAACGCGCAGAUACUUCUGGCCACCAGCAUGAACGGUGCACCCCUGCCGCCCGACCACGGCUACCCGCUGCGGGUCGUGGUGCCCGGCGCGCCCGCCGUGCGCAGCGUCAAAUGGCUGCAGUCGAUCACGAUAUCGAAUGAAGAGAGCGGGUCGCACUGGCACCAGAAGGACUACCGCUCCUUCAACCCGACCAAGACGUGGGAGACGGCCGACUUCCCGUCCGCGCCGCCCGUCUACAGCCUGCCCGUCACCGCCGCCGCGUGCGAGCCGGCGGACGGCGCCACUGUCGCGCCGGUCGACGGACAUAUACAAGUUAAAGGUACAAGCGACACAUUACUUCCCUCCGCGCCGCCCGUCUACAGCCUGCCCGUCACCGCCGCCGCGUGCGAGCCGGCGGACGGCGCCACUGUCGCGCCGGUCGACGGACAUAUACAAGUUAAAGGGUACGCGUACUCGGGAGGCGGCGCAAAGAUCCUGCGCGUGGACGUCAGUAGCGACCGCGGACGCACGUGGCGCGAGGCGCAGCUGCAGUGCGACGCCGCGCCGCCGCGGACGCACUACGCGUGGACGCUUUGGACCAUCUCUAUGCCCGUCGACGGCGCCUGUCAGAUGGAGAUCUGGGUGAAGGCAACGGACAGCAACUUCAACACUCAGCCAGAGAACUUUGACGAUAUCUGGAACAUCCGCGGGAUACUCAGCAACGCUUAUCAUAGGAUUAAAGUUAAUAUAAAACGUUGAUAUCUGUUACACUUCUCUAACUCACUAAUUGUUUUAUUAUGUAUGGUUAAAUUGGUUUUUGUAUAUUAUAUUUUUAAU
This is a messenger RNA of Bicyclus anynana (squinting bush brown), 2079 nucleotides long. It is a transcript of the gene shop, whose product is annotated as sulfite oxidase. The transcript is spliced from 11 exons. Gene Ontology annotation, molecular function: molybdopterin cofactor binding; molybdenum ion binding; heme binding. NCBI's taxonomy places the organism in Eukaryota, Metazoa, Arthropoda, Insecta, Lepidoptera, Nymphalidae. Gene Ontology annotation, cellular component: mitochondrion. The coding region runs from base 244 to 2001 and encodes 585 amino acids. The record is from RefSeq and is a predicted model, not a curated record.